Messenger RNA from Durio zibethinus, 784 nucleotides. RefSeq lists its product as uncharacterized. NCBI's taxonomy places the organism in Eukaryota, Viridiplantae, Streptophyta, Magnoliopsida, Malvales, Malvaceae. Gene Ontology annotation, cellular component: chloroplast stroma; chloroplast thylakoid membrane. The record is from RefSeq and is a predicted model, not a curated record.
UGCUGACAUAUCAUGUCAUGCAGGAAUAUGAUGAUGACUUGAUGAGCCACUCUCCACCUCUUAAAUGCUUUACCCAAAAGAGAAGAAAAAAAAAAAAACCACUACAUGUAUCUUUAUUCUUAUCCGAAUUUCUCUUGGGCACUUCUCUUUUCAAACUUCUCUAAUGGCCAGCGCUUUGAGGCAGCCCCUCCACGCUUCUGGCGCCAUUCCGCCUGUGCAACUCUCUUACCCAAUGGCGAGGGGUAUUUCCUCAUUGCCUGUAGUAUUCGUCAAGGACAAAAAGCAACGGUCGUCGAAGCUGAGUGGAUAUUACGGCCACCGUCACCGAAACCUGAUUGUAAAGUUAGUGGGCAAGGCCUCCCCAGGAAAGGAUGACAUUAUGCCUGCUGCCGAUGACCCAGAAGAUGGAGUAUCGCUUGGUACCAUGAGAUUGCCUUCCAAUACUGAUCUUCAGAGAUUUGAAACCUUGCUGUUUCAGUGGGCGAAUAGCCUGUGCCAAGGAGCUAACCUGCCACUUCCUGUACCUUUGAAGAUAGAUAAAAUACCAGGCGGAGCUAGACUUGGUUUUAUUACAAUUGGAGAUGGAAAGACUGAAGUUCUGGUGUAUAUAGAUUGCUUAGUCUUCCCAGCAACAGAUGGUUCAGGUCCAAUUUUUCGAGCAAUAAGAAAUGGACCCUUAAAAGAUCAGUCUCCCCCUGGUGAGCCAAGGAUCAUGAGAAGUCUUCUUCAAGCCCUGCAGAAAAACGAUGAUGUUAUAGCUCUCCUUGAACAAAAUAUACGGUAA